This is a messenger RNA of Bombyx mandarina (wild silkworm), 1330 nucleotides long. RefSeq names its product low density lipoprotein receptor adapter protein 1-A. The record is from RefSeq and is a predicted model, not a curated record. NCBI's taxonomy places the organism in Eukaryota, Metazoa, Arthropoda, Insecta, Lepidoptera, Bombycidae.
AAUCAGAUAUUCACUUUUGAAAUUCGAAUGACUUCGGACGUUACGUUGUUCGAAAAUCGAAUAAACUUUUUAAAAAUCGUUCCUAAAGUUUUACGGUUUUCUUAACUGUGUGUGUGUGUGUAUUUGUGUGUGUUCUUUUGUUAAUAUUGUGUUUGAAAAUGGAAGGAAAAUAAACGGCGCGGAAUUGUUUUGAACAAUAUGUCCGAGUUCUUUAAGACAACCCUAUAUCGAGUUAUGUGAAUUUUACGUGGAAAAUGGCUGAGAACGAAGGUCCUGUGACGGUAGAUGAUCUACCAUUGACGUUUCAGGUGAAGUACCUCGGACAGAGCGACGCGCGAGGGUUGUGGGGCAUCAAGCACACCAGGAAACCAGUGGAUCUCAUGGUGGCUGCAGCGAAAGCUCUACCUCCGGGCCAGAUCCUGCCUCUGGUAAAACUCACGAUUACUCCUGACGGAGUCCACUUGGAGACCAUAAACCAUGGCACGAAACAAGACGACUUCGAGCAUAUGGCCGUAUUCUUUAACAUCGAGAGCAUAUCAUAUGGCGUCCAAGACCUGGUCUACACGAGGGUCUUCUCCAUGAUCAUCGUUAAGGAUAACGCUGAUAUCAAAGGACUGAAUCCUUUCGAAUGCCACGCCUUCGUUUGUGAAUCGAGGAACGCCGCUAGAAGAUUGACUUAUUCCUUGGCAGCCGCCUUCCAAGAUUACUCGAGGCGAGUCAAGGAGAUGCAAGCGCAGCCGGAGAUAGAAGACAAACUGCCGACCAUGAAGAAGAGGUUCGCCAUAGACCUAAGAACACCAGAAGAGAUAGAAGCAGAAUUAGAAACGGAAGCGUAAAUCUUUCGAUACUCAAAGACCCCGUUCAUAUUGUUACCGGUUGUGUUACGUGUGACUAUUUAGAAUAAAGCCGUGUCUGAUCGUCUCAAACACUAAAAGAUUAUGUAAAUACAGCAACCCCACUAAAAUAUAUCACGCUGUUUUGCCAAAGUCAUUUCAUAACAGUAAUAUCUGUCAAACUUAUUAAGGUACGUGUGAGGGAACUUAACAGGUCCGCGCGACUGUGCCAAUUUUGUAACAACUACGAAUAAAAUGUUUUUAUACUUUUUGUCAGAAAUUUCUCCGAUUUUUUUAGUGUCAGCUCUAAAGUUUUUGAGGUCUGUGAGCGGCGGUCAUUACUUAACAUCGGCCUUAAAGUUCGUCUGAAGACAUGGGCGAUAAAUAAUGUCAUUCCAAAGUUUUAAUAUUAUGUGUUUUGAAAUGUAAUAUAACGUAAAUAUUAUAAAUAUAGAUUAUAAUUAUGUAUACAUAUACAUAGAGAGGCAUAAUAAUUA